GAGACUAGAGCUAAUCUUAAAAAAUAUACCGUUUUCUGCACCAUUGCUCCAACUGUGGACAUUGGACCGAAACAAUAUGGACAAACAACAUAUCAGGCUCUGGUCACGUGCGUUUUGAUUUUACAGACCAGACAUGCAACGCUGCUGUCGCGAGACCGUACGAUAAAUUCUGCUCGAAUAGCUUUAUUUUGUGCGGCCCUUGAGAUCAACUGAAGCGGAUCUCACUCAGAUAUAUUGUUAUUUACGUAUUAAAGUCUUAACCCUCCGACAAACGUGAAACACAGAUCCAGUUGUAACUUUAUAUGCUUUCCACAUGCACCCGUUCAUUUAAGGGUGUCGAUAGCAGCCAGUAAUGGCAUCCUCUGAGGAGAGAAGUUUGGACCCAUGGCGAUACGUCAUAAUUGUUUCCAAGUUCAUGGUUUAUUUUCUGCAUAUUGGACUAGUCAAAUCCAUGUCUGUACUCAUUCCCUAUCUCGUCAUCCAACUGGACGUGGACACCGCAACGGUUGGCGUCCUUGUUACCAUGGAAAUUGGAAUAUAUUUCAUGGCUUGUCCACUUGGUCAUUUUCUGAACCAAAAGUUUGGCUCUCGGCAGGUGACAACAAUAGGAGGCAUCUUAGCUGCAAUUUCGUUCAUGGCAGGAACAUUCUGCAAGACAGUGCCCUCACUUGGGUGUCUACUAUUUUUCACAGGUCUCUUCGCUUCUCCGUUGAAUCAAGGAUCGAGUGAAGUGCUUCACCAACAUUACAGAGACAAUUUCGGAUUAGCUUCAGCAAUCACGAUGAUGGGUAGUCAAGUCGGGAGUUUCGUGAUGCCCUACCUGACGUCGAUGAGCAUGGAUGCCUAUGGGCCAAGAGGGAGCUUCCUGAUCCUCAGCGCCAUGAUGUUUCAUUGGGUGCCAAUAGGAGCCACGCUGCGUUCAUCUCCGAAAGGCCAAUCUGAAAGUGAAACAUCCUUGUCUGAACUGUCUUCAGGGAACGAUAGUGAUGAACGUGAGCCACUUCGAACUAGAAACGAUGAUCAGGUCUGUCAGCUUCAGAGCAAAGAAAUAACAGCCACAACGAGUAGCCCCCACGAUUUACAGUCUGAUCCACAUACUGGCCAGAUGAAGGAAAGCCAAGAUCUUCGAGAAGGAAUGUUCAGCUUGAUCCGAAACACCAUGCUUGAUGCCGUAGAUUUUGUUAAAAUGGAGCGCGUUUUUGCAUGCCUUCUGCUUCCCUGUCAGGUCUUUUUCGACAUUUCUUACAUCGGUUAUUCGGUGUUUUUGUUCUCCUACGGAAUAGCCGAAGGGUUACCUAAAGACACAGCCGUGUUCUUAGUCAUGAUCGCUUCCGUUGGCGGCAUCGUCGGAAGACUCUUCCUCGUAGUAUCCCUGUAUAAGUACCCAAUGUUAACGAUACCAUUGCUGCCAGCAAGCCUCUUGAUAUCAUCCAUAUCACUCCUGGCGUACCCUGUUAAUUCCUCUCCGACCUUUCUAUUCAUCUGCUCCUUUGUCGCCGGGAUGGGUUUCUACAAUACAUAUUCAACGUUAGACGGAGUUAUUUCUUUGAAGGUCCGGAAAGAGAAUUUUCCAAAGGCCAUUGCUUGCUCCCUGAUGGUGACUGGGGCCUCUUUUCUUGUUUCUGGAGUACUUACAGGUUUCCUUUAUGAUUGGCUUGGUUCCUACAGGGCAGUCUUCCGUAUACUGGGGUGCCUCGUUGGGAUCAUCGGUGUAACAAUCACGAUUCAUAUCUGCGUUGAGGCGAGGACAAAACGGACGAACAGGGGCCUUUAAAGGGAUGGUCCGGGCUUAAACUAUUUAUAUCUAAAUAAAUAGAGCAGAAUAGAUAAAUCAUGCUGAAAA
This is a messenger RNA of Lytechinus variegatus (green sea urchin), 1843 nucleotides long. RefSeq names its product monocarboxylate transporter 1-like. NCBI's taxonomy places the organism in Eukaryota, Metazoa, Echinodermata, Echinoidea, Temnopleuroida, Toxopneustidae. The transcript has 4 exons. Bases 353 to 1774 code for a protein of 473 amino acids. Gene Ontology annotation, molecular function: monocarboxylic acid transmembrane transporter activity. The record is from RefSeq and is a predicted model, not a curated record. Gene Ontology annotation, biological process: transmembrane transport.